Molecule: messenger RNA, 1125 nt
Organism: Colletotrichum aenigma
Lineage: Eukaryota; Fungi; Ascomycota; Sordariomycetes; Glomerellales; Glomerellaceae
Exons: 4
Coding region: 1-1125 (374 amino acids)
Source: RefSeq, a predicted model, not a curated record
AUGGCCGAAGUCGAGGACGCAGUCAAAGAUCCCACCAGCCUCGUGCAAAGCAUGUUGCAUUCCAUCUGCACAAACAUGGCAGUGAGCUGCGCAAGAGAGGUCAUUCCCGAAGUGCACAGUCCGCAUGUUUUCACCGUGGAAUUCCUCCAGCCUCUUUACCUCAUUUGCGCCUUCCUCGACAUCAGUCCUGAAGGCAAGCAACUUGGCGACACGUAUGGCACGGCAUCCUCAUGGAAGCAGCCAAUCUGCUGGCCUAAAACCUAUCGGCUCGAAGCAUUCCUCGUCAAGCAGUCAGGAAGAAAGUACGAGCUCCAGAAGACCUGCAUGAGGGACGGGCCGGCCAGGCAUGUGCUCGAGAUCGAGGGACUACGUACAGAGCUGCUGCGCAACACAGAGGCGAUGGAGGCUCUGUUGGCGGAGAACGAGCGGUUGCAGGCGGAGAACGAACGGAUUCAGGCGGAGAACUCGCAGCUGCGGCGGGAGAAAUGCCACUAUGUGAGGCUACUUGAGUCGGCAGGCGUGCCGGCGCCGUCUUCACUUGAGCUUUCGCUGUUGGCUGCGGCUGAUGACGGAAUUCUGGCAGGGGGGGUCGGGGAACCAACUUCUGAUUACGAAGAGGAUGACCCGGGUACUAGCUCUGCUAGUGAUCAAGACAGUUCAUUGUCUGAUGCCCCUGCGCUGGUACCGGCCACGAAGGCGAAGCGCAAAGGCUGGAAGGAUGUGAUGCAUACUAGGCAUUGUCGACAGCGCUGGAGUGAAAUUGAAGAGCUACUUACGCAGAAAGAUCUUGCCGAUGUCGAAUCCGAACUUCGGCGUCUGACACGGCACUUGCCGCUAGAGUUCAAGGUCACCCGGCGGCGCGACACUGAUCAUGUUUUUGUGACCCGUUUACGCCAUAGUCUUUGGGUUGGGAAAUAUGUGGAACUUUACGACACUAUCGAUGAGCGGAUGCUUCCAGUUGCAGGCGCGUUGUUAGCACUUUUCAAGACGGUCCCAAAGAAGACCAGGAAUUCUGCUUUCAAAGCCUGUUGGAAUCGCCACAACGCGAUUCAUGGCAUGUACGUUGGAAGAUGUCAUGCUCUUGGUUAUAACACCAGUGGGGAAAGUCUGGCCGGCGAAAGCUGA